Amphiprion ocellaris (clown anemonefish) is the source of this 5234-nucleotide messenger RNA. RefSeq names its product ciliary neurotrophic factor (gene cntf). The transcript has 3 exons. Gene Ontology annotation, biological process: ciliary neurotrophic factor-mediated signaling pathway; negative regulation of neuron apoptotic process. The record is from RefSeq and is a predicted model, not a curated record. Gene Ontology annotation, molecular function: ciliary neurotrophic factor receptor binding. Bases 270 to 866 code for a protein of 198 amino acids. NCBI's taxonomy places the organism in Eukaryota, Metazoa, Chordata, Actinopteri, Pomacentridae.
GUUCCCGGGGGAGAGAGGGCGGAGAGUUGGCAGCAAACUCUGUAACACAAGUAACAGUAAGCAGGCAAGGUCGGGACAAACCGGAGAACUCGUUUUACCGAAACUCAAGAGAAGACUUGGCUCUAAAUAAACGGAGCACAGACUGAGGGGAAUCGGAGGGCAGCUGUCAUGAACCGUGACCGGGAAUCUGGAUCGAGGCAGGCGGGCGUAUAUUAGACACCGGCCUGUGGAUCUCCAGCUCCAAGUGCGCUUUUACAGCGACUUUUCCGAUGUCAGAGAGGCGGACCAGACGUGGGACCGGCUCGGAUCUGAGCAGAACCACGGCGGCCAGGGCUGCUGCUAUAGCCGAGCAGCUGCACCAUGAAUGCUCCAUCCUCCUGGAGCUCUAUAGGAAGACAGAGAACUUUCCUGCAGAUGUUGCCGACGGUCGUCUGGUGUCCGUCCCUCCUCCUUCCUCCCAGUUGGACACCAGAGACAAGUUGUGGCGCCUCCACUCGGCUUUGCUACAGUGCCGCAGCUUGCUGGAGAGAGCGAUCGCUAAAGAGGAAGAAGAGCUGGGCGGUGGGAGAAAGGGUGAGUACGAGAACCAGAGGAAGAUGGUGAAAGAAAGGCUGUCACUUCUCCUAAUCAACACUGGAGAGCUGCUCAAAGCUGCUGAUGGACCUGCCAUCCUGACUCCCAGCUUGGAGGGCUUAGAGUUAGACGGGCCGACCAUUCUGUUUGAACUGAAGCUGUGGGUGUACCGGAUCUUCAAAGAGGUGGACUACUGGACCAAGAUGACCAUCACCACCUUGAAAGGCCUGCCGUCAGUCAUCGUCAAGGAGCCAGCGAGGACCACGCGAGCCAGGAGAAGCACUCGGAGAUGAGAUGUGAGAAGGCUGUGUGGGUGAUGAGGAAUAAAAAGAGGGUCAGAAAGGUCAGGGAAAAAAUAAAACAGCAGAGGGAAGGUGUGAAGGGGAUAACAGGCAAAUGUGAGAAACUGACUGAGGUGGAGAGAAAAAGAUGAAUUGUAACAGCCAGAUGGGAGCAACACGGAUCCCUACUGCAACAGGGAGAAGAGUUAAUUGGGCUGUGGUUAUGAACAGAGGCCUCAAAUAGAGAGAGAGAAAGACACACUAACCAUGACAUUUGUUGGAACAAGUUUAUUUUACACGUGGCUGAGUCUAAUACAUCUUUUAUUUAUUGUUUAAGAUGAAAUCUUAACAUUCAGCAUUGAAAGAUAGUCUUUCUUUCUUUCUUUCUUUCCAUUUUGAUAUUGAGUUAUCAAAACAUGAUUAAUGCUAACUGAAAACAAAGAUGCUGCCUCUACUUUGCUUUUCCAUCAUCCAACUCCCAUUCAUAGUUUUACUCUCGCGUGCACCACUCCUUUGACAGGUGAAGAUUUCAUUUUAAAUGCACUGCCUGGAUUCACUGCAGCUGACAGGAUACAUGUCUAGCAAGGGGGACACUCUCUCAUGAACAUGCAUUUGAAUUUUGGUGUGCAAUUUUGAGAACUGUGGCUUUAUGUCAUACCAUAUAGACUGUUACCUGAGGAUGUCAAGUCCAUGAAGGAAAAACAUGUGUAACAGCACCCUCUAGUGUUUACAUGGUGCUAUUACUUAUAUUUCUUCCUUUCUUUUUUGAUUUUCCUCCAUGGCACUAAUUAUUCCAAAAUAUCCUGUGUUCUUAUGGUUUUCUUAUGUUUUCGAGCACUUUAUUUGCAAAGAAAUCACGUAAAACCACAUCAGAAGUAUCAAUAGUCCACCCUCUUCAGUGAUGAAAGAAAAUUCUCUUGAAAGGGAAUAUCAGUCAUUUGUGAUACAGAUUUUUAUGGAUGAAAAUAGCAUAAUAAAUGUUUCUGAGGUUUUUACAAGUUUUAUCAACAGGUCGUGCUAAACAAUUCAACAAAAGGGACACAAAAUUCAUUCUGUACAUGUCACAAUCGUCAAUAUGAACACAAAUUUCAAGCCCAUUUUGGCUGCGUCUGAAUUCAUGUAUCUAUUGGACAGCUGCAAUAAUCAGGAUAUUAAUUGGUUAAAUUGUGAUCCUGCACAGAGAAAUUAAUCAGAAUUGACCCUCACCUACUACUUCUACCUGUCAGUCUAAUUUGAGCUGUGGUACUAAUUAAAUUAGCCUCAGCCAAAGACUAGUGAUGGUCUUUAAAGAUGCAUGAAGCUUUAGAGUAAGAAAAAGAAGAUAAUGUAAAUGGGAUUGGAUCCUAGAUAAGCAAUAAGAUUUGCGAUAAUGUGGAGCACAAAGAAGUCAAAGAAAUAACGUAAGACCAUCUGUAUGAAUAGGGUUUAUUUUUGUAUAUAUGAAAGCAGGCAAACCUGUGCAGUGUUUGUAUUUUAAAGGAUGAGGGACCAUUUAUAUUGUAACUUUGUUAGGCAGAUUUUAUUCACUUAAUGUAUGUCUUGCUGUAUUGUAACAGUACUGUUGGUAGGCGCACUGGGAGUGACACAUAUUACUCCAAAGUCUUUUCAGGCUUCUCAAAAUCUGAAUGUUAGUACUGAAAUGAGACACAAAUGUAUUUGGUCAGUUGGUCUUAGUUGCCCUCAUUAAUUUCAAAGAGCAAACGUGAUUUGUGAGAAAAGAAGAGCUACUGUACAUAUAUAGUUAUACACUCAACUUCCACUAAGUGCACAAUGAGAAUACAACAUCCUGCAUCUAAUUCUAUCUAAAUAUCUCAUAACACUUUGGAGUGCAGCACCUUUUAAUGUGAUUCACUGUAAAUGCAAUAUGGCAUGCACUAUGUUUGUUGUACUGCGUAUGGGUUGUUUGGGUUGCUUAUUAUAUUUCCUCAUGUUCUUUGUUUUUUACCUACCUUUGGCGAUGCUGCUGCUGGACUUCACAGCUUAUAGAUCAGACUUUUCUUUUCUCUUUAGGCUCCGUUAUCUGUUUCGAGUUUGUAACGUUCUUGUUAAAGUCAAGACAAGUUGGGCCAUAUGUGAACAAAAAUAGCACUGGAUUGUGAGGGGUGCAUGGUGUUGAAUUUUACUGAUAUCUGAUUUUACAACUUUGACAGGUUGCCCAUACUGAUAUGUGCACAUUCACUGCCUGUCCAAAAAAAAGUUGCCAUUUGGAUUUAACUAAGCAAACAGGUAAGAGCCUUCCAUUGGAUAAUUACUGCAGUGAUUGAUAUGUUUCAGCUGCAACAACUUAUUUAACUCUAGCUGAUGCAGUGAGGAGCGUCUCAUUUCUUAAACAACCAUGUCAGAAGACAUAUCCUGUGGUUGUAGAAAGGAUGUUAAUCUGUCUCAGAAGGGUCAAAUUAUUGUCCUGCAUCAAGCAAAGAAAAUAACUAAGGAGAUUUCUGAAACUACUAAAAUCAGGUUAAGAACCGUCCAAUGCAUUAUUAAAACCUGAAGGAUAGUGGUGAACCAUCAUCUUUGAGGAACAAAUGUGGUCGGAACAAACUCUUAGAUGAUUGUAGGAAAUCAACAGUAGAACUCACAGCUAUGUUUAAUAGUGAAAGUAAGAACAUUUCCACAUGCACAAUGUGAAGGGAACUCAAAGGAUUGGGACUAAACGGCUGUGUGUCUCUAAGAAAACCACUGAUCAGUGAAGCUAAUCAGAAAAAAAAGGCUUUAGUUUGCUAGAUAGCAUAAAGAUUGGACUCUGGAGCGAUGGAAGAAGGUCAUGUGGUCUGAUGAGUCCAGAUUUACCCUGUUCCAAAGUAAUAGGUGCAUCAGGGUAAGAAGAGAGGAGGAUGAAGUGAUGCACUCAUCAUGUCUAGUGUCUACCAGCCUGUGGGGGUUUAGGGUUAUGAUCUGGGGUUGGUCAGGUUCAGCAACGUUAUGUUCCCAAAGAAUGAGGUCAGCUGACUACCUGAAUAUACUGAAUGACCAGGUCUUUCCAUCAAUGGAGUUUUUCUUCCCUGAUGGCAUGGACAUGUUCCAAGAUGACAAUGCCAGGAUUCAUGGUGCUCACAUUGAGAAUGAGUGGAUCAGGGAGCAUGAGACGUCAUUUUCACACAUGGAUUGUCCUCCACAGAGUCCAGACCUCAGCCCCACUGAGAAUCUUUGGGAUGUUCUGGAGAAGACUUUGUCUGACUCUCUCAUCAUCAAUAUAAGAUCUUGGUAGAAAAUGAAUGCAACUCUGGACAGAAAUAAAUGCUGUGACAUUGCAGAAGCUUAUCGAAACAAUGCCACGGUGUUUUCAGAGCUAAAGGCGGUCCAAUGAAAUACUAGAGUGUGUGACUUUUUUUUUUGGACAGGCAUUGUAUUUUGUCCACCUAAUUGCAGAGAACAUCAAGUCUGUCCUGUAGUGGAAUAAUAUUCUAUUAUACUCACUUUUAUGGGGUUGGCCCAUUGGCAAAUGCUGACAUACAAUACAGUGCUUUUCAAAUGUACUCAUUCACUGUACAUAGAUAUCAGACAUGUAAAAAAGGCCAAUUUUAAUAUUGUUAGAAAAUCAGAUUUCUUGCUGCUUAGUGGCAUUUUACUGAGAAGUAUUUUAGCAGUUACAGGCUCCAAUGGCUUCAUAUUAUAAACCUCUAUGCUGGUGUUUAUGCUGCACAUAUCAUUUGUCAGUCAUGUAUUGACCUACACAGAACUCUGCCACUAUCACUCUGUCCUUUUCCUACAGAUCCCAGGAAAGCACUAUGGUUAAAUUCUUGGCAAACCAAAUAUUUUGUUUUUGUGUGCCCUAGAGAUGGGUUGUUUUCCCAACUAUUUUUUAUGUUACCCUUCUAUCAUUCUACCUUCUUUGUAGUUUGUUACACCACCAGGUCUCUUUUGACCUUUGCUGUAGGGAGACUUAGCUGUAGGCAAAUGGGCCAAAGCACAAAGGGAGGAUCAGGUUUCCAUUGCAUCUGUAUAAGCAGCACUUAUACUGUAGGAAACUGACACAUUCAUUAGAGUGGACACAACAAUAGUGGGUUUUGCACAUCGUAAACACUGUAUGAUCAAUGGCCUUAUCAUAAAGAAUGUAUAAUUAACCUCUAUCCAUGAUGGCCUACCAAAUGUAUUGAUUAACCUAUGAAUUGUUUCAGUGUCAUUGCCUUUGAUCUUUGGCGUUUAUGGUCAAACAACAACAGUCCCUGACUAGUAAAUGCGGCUUUAUCUGUGCAGGAUUUGUCUUGGAUACACUUUUGUCCCUUGAUAAAAUGUUUAAACCAGAGAGAACAGUCACCGAAGCCAGAUCUAAUUUCGCUUUGGGCUUUUUUGUAUUUCCCCACAUCACUGUAGUCAAAAAGUCUCCUUGGUGUCCCAGAUUGAAUCUGACUUUUGAAAUAAAAACUAUCAUGUCUUGAA